This is a messenger RNA of Planococcus citri (citrus mealybug), 4753 nucleotides long. RefSeq lists its product as uncharacterized. The record is from RefSeq and is a predicted model, not a curated record. The transcript has a single exon. The coding region runs from base 108 to 1682 and encodes 524 amino acids. NCBI's taxonomy places the organism in Eukaryota, Metazoa, Arthropoda, Insecta, Hemiptera, Pseudococcidae.
GUGCUCUUAUCGUGUAAUGAUAGUAGUGUAUUCUAAACUUUUAAUGAAUAGUGUGAAAACUUUACCAAUCUCAUAAACUCUUUUAUUCGUAAGCCUAAUAAGCCAUAAUGGUAGUACAUUUCGUCUAUCAGGGUCAUAGAUAUCGUGAAGUGCGGGCUUGUGCUGAUGGCACAUUCACAUACCAAUGCUCAACAUCAAAGUGUCCAGCUCUCAUACACGUUUCACCAAACAAGGUAAACGUCACAUCUUCUAAUGGAAAGGCCCACCAACAUAGAGAAGGGACGCCCCAGAGGACAUCCCAGUCUAUUAAUAAUGGAGCAUCGACGUCUUCAAUGCACAGUGUGGCAUCCUCCUGCACCUCUACCCCACUUUCUCAGCCCAUUCAAACUGAUAAUGACGAAACAGACGGUAGUAUAUCUUUCAUUAAUGGAUCGCUUGGUACGCUCGUUCCCUCCUCAAUGAAUAUUGAGCAAUCAAUCGCAAACCUGUGUAAAGAUGCAAAACGUACAGAAGUGCUGUUACGUGAUAUUUUGUUUUAUCUACAAGAUUUAUCAGAUAAAAUAAAGGCAAUAGAUGAUAUACAAGUGGUGAAAAAUAACGUGGAUACCAUAUUGGACAAGUUUGCGUCUGUGAAUUCCCCUCAACCCGCACCUGCACAAACAGACACUGUGCAAAUAACACAGCCACGUAUUCUACUGGUUGGAGAUAGCCACGUGCGGAAGAUGCAAGGUGUACUCAGUAAUCUUAUAAGAGAUAAGGCAACAGUACAGGCCCACUUCCGUCCUGGCUGUGGGUUGAACGAAUUUCUUGAAGAUAUUGAGACAACCACAGCUGAUUACACUACUCGUGACUGUGUAAUUAUAUACGGAGGCUCCAAUUCACCCACAAUUGAUGAGGCAAAUACCCACAUUCAAGCCUUAUUACGAGUAUCGGAGAAAACCAACGUUAUUAGAUUUGAAAUACCUUUUACCCAGAGAGAUAAUGAACUCGAUAACAAAAUAUCGGCUGUAAAUAAACACAUUCGUUCUACUAUAUCGGUUAUCAACAGUAAGCAGCUAAUCUGGCGGUGUUAUAAGCCCAAAUCAACUGACUACGUUCAACAUGGUCUUCACCUACAUCAUGGAGGUAAACUCAAACUUGGUAUCAAUAUGUGUAAUAUCCUCUCUAAUUUAAAAUUAAUUAAGUAUGUGCAUGUGCAACAUCGUAAUAGUUCCAAUCAUAAAAAUCACUCUGCUAGUUCUAACAAAAAUAUUUCUAGUAGUAAUACUCGUAAUGUGCAAGCUCACCAAGCUGAAUUUAACAACUGUAGUCGUGAUAAAUUCUCUUCAAGAUUGCGUUGUGAUUAUACUAACGUAGAUUUAAGAGGUAGUCGUAUGUAUGAUAACGUUACACCACGUUUUAAUAAUCACCUCUAUGGUAGGAGUAGGAAUAGUGGCACACACGCUUUUAACCGCAGUUCUCUACAAAACAUCAAUUGUGUCUCACCUACUGUUACCUCGUGUCCAUCUACAUUCCAUCAUCACUCUCAACAGCCCCUUAUACCUCCACUGAUACCACCACCUGUACACUCUUCCACAGUACCACAUCCUGCAAUGAAUAUCCAGAGCUGUCCACCAGUGCAAUGUGGAAUGCCAGGCCACCCUUACCAAUCUAUCUUCACCUAUCCCCAGAAUUUUCACUAAGCUCAGUCUCUUUGGCUAAUGAAAAUAUACAUCUAAUAACUCAAAAUGUACAAUCGAUUAGAAAUAAGGUGUCCCUAGUAGAGCAUACCCUGGGAGAACUUGAUGUUCAUGUAGCCUGCAUAAGCGAGCACUGGUUGAGUCCUAAUGAAAUUCCUAUGCUCAGGGUUGAUGGCUACAUUUUAGGUUCGUAUUACUCUAGGAUUUCAGGGAGGGGAGGGGGAGCAUGUAUACUGUUGGCAAAUAGUCUUGGAACUGCUUACAAAAAUUUAGAUGAAAUAUGCCAACUCUCUGUGGAAGGAGACAUUGAAAUCUGUGGGGUAAACCUUACCAGUAGGGGUAUUAAUGUGCUCUCUGUAUACAGGCCACCUGCUGGAAAUCUGGAUGUUUUCUUUAAUAAGAUAGAACAAGCAAUAUUUCACUCUCAAAAUUUGGGGAAAAAAUUGGUUAUUGGAGGGGAUCUGAACAUAAAUACAUUAAUCAAGUCCAGUAUGUCUCAAAAACUUCUUGAUCUGAUGAUAUCAUGCAGCCUACUCCUCUGCUGCAAGGAGCCAACUAGGCUGAAUAAUUGCCUAGAUAACUUUAUAUGUGAUAAGAAUAUGUCAUUCAAAGUGAACGUUUGUAGGACGCAUAUCUCUGACCAUGAUGGAAUACUUUUAGCUAUAUCAUUAGAGUCUAGAUCACCUAAAACAGAACCAUUUAGCUUAAGAACUCGUAAUUUUAGUAAUUAUAAUAAGCAGUUAUUUGUGAACUCUCUGGACACAGUAGACUGGGAUAGCAUGCUCCAGGGUAAUGAUUUUCAGUUGAAGUUCAGCAUUUUUCAAAAUACAUAUGUAAAAUAUUUCAACCAAUCCUUCCCUAUAGUUACUAAAAAUUACCCAUCAAAAAAAAUGAACACAAAAUUUUCACCCCACUUUAAAGAGAAACUAAAGAAAUUAAAACAUGAGCUACAAGAUAUCAGAGAAUUCAGCCAAAUAAUCAAAUCACCAUAUUUGAGAGAGAAAUAUAAAGUUAAAAAAACUGAAUACAAACUAUUAGUGGCUUCAGCUAAGAAACAUGCAAUUGAUGAGAAAAUCUCAGCCUCAUGUAAUUAUAACAAAACAGCAUGGGAAAUUAUAAACCAUAGACCAAAUAAUCAACAGUCUAUUAAAAUUAUCUCUAAUAGUAAUAUACCAACAAAAGACCCCAAUGAAAUUGCUCAACUUUUUAACUCAUUUUUCACAAAGCUGCCAGAUCAGCCCCAAAUAUCACAUGGCCUUGACCCUCUCUCACUAGUAAAUCACACACUCCCCUCCUUUUUUUGUGAACCCACCAACAUGUAUGAAGUACUCAGCAUAAUAAAUUCCCUCAAAAAUUCCACAUCAAAAGAUCAUCUUGGCAUUGAUGUUAACACACUGAAACUCUCAGCCCCUUUUGUUGCUUACCCCCUUGCCACACUUUUCAAUGAAUCCAUUGAAAAGGGUGUUUAUCCACAUGAAAUGAAAACUAGUGUAGUAACACCUGUCUUUAAAAAUGGAGAGAGAGAUAAACUGAAUAAUUACAGACCAAUAUCAAUUACCCCAGUUUUCUCUAAAGUAUUUGAAAAAAUAUUCCACAAAAGAUUAUCAGAUUUCUUUGAAAAACAUAAAUUACUCCACCCAUCCCAGUUUGGCUUUAGGAAAAAUAUGAAUACCACUUAUGGAAUCUAUAAAUUUGUUCAUGAGGUACUGAAUGGUCUCCAACAAAAGAAAAAUCUAUUAGCAGUUCUUUGUGACUUGUCUAAGGCUUUUGACAGGGUUGACCACAACAUUCUGCUAGAAAAAUUGGAGAGAUAUGGUGUUAGAGGUAUACUAUCAGAUUGGGUCAAAAGCUACUUAUCUGAUAGAGCCCAAAUUGUAAAAAUCAACAAUAGCACAUUUUCUGAUGUGGAACCUAUUAAGCAAGGGGUACUUCAAGGAUCCAUCUUAGGUCCACUGUUCUUUAUUAUUUAUAUCAAUGAUUUAUCACCUUAUUUUGGAUACAGUCUCACAGAAUUUGCGGAUGAUACAACAGCUCUUCUAGAAAUAGAUGAAGGUAUUGAUAGUAGUCAUAUUCAGGGCAUCAUGAAUAGGUUGAUAGCUUGGUUUUCGGCAAACAAAAUGAUACUAAAUUUAAAUAAAACACAUUUCUUGGGAUUUGGUAAGGUACCUUCUUCUAUAACAGAAAGUUACAGGAUAAUAGAUUCAACUAAAUUUUUAGGAGUUCUAAUAGACUCUGACUUGAAAUGGAAUAACCAAGUGGACCAUUUAAUCAAAAAACUUUCCACUUAUACCUACUUACUACGACAGCUUCGUGAAAUAACACACUCUCACACUUUAAAACUUGCAUAUUUUGGCCUAUUUCAUUCUAAUCUAACCUAUGGAAUAGCACUUUGGGGUGGUAAUCCCAGUCUACUCCAACGUGUACUAUUAAUACAAAAAAGAGCUGUAAGAAUAAUGUUUCGAAAACAUCCAAGAGAAUCCUGUAAACCUGUCUUUAUUGAAAACAAGAUACUGCCAGCUCCCUGUGAGUACAUACUUCAACUGUGUAUUAUGAUAAAGAAUGGAAUAAUAAAUCUCAAGGUCCCUUCUCACACAUAUGAAACAAGAUUCAAACAUUUGGCAAUAGGUGAAAAUUUAAGAACAAAAAUUAUGCAACGUAACGUUGAUUUUAUGGCCUCAAAAAUUCAUAAUAAAAUACCACAAGAACUAAAAAAUAUACAAUCCAAAAACCUUUUUAAGAAGAAGUUGAAAAAUUGGCUACAGAGAUAUGCGUUCUAUGAUGUUGAAGAAAUGCUACAGCUAAACUCAUAAGCUUACUUUGUUUUCCUUGUUUUUUUUCUUUUUCUUUUUUUAUUUACUUGUUUUUUUUUUUUCAUUAAGUAUUCUACUUCAUUUAUAUUCAUAUUUUUAUUUUUUAUUUUUUAAAUUUCAAUUUUCAAUAAUUUUUAUCGUUUUAAACCCUUCUAUAAAUGUAUGUAACAUUUAAAAAAUGGCCUGUAUGCCAACUGUUAUUCAUACCUACCUGUAUCUAUUAGUACCUUUUUGUAUGACAUUGUAAAUGCAGCGAAAGCUGUG